AGUACACUGUAGUCAAAUAUCAGUCUUACGAAAACGCCAUUCAGAUAUUUCCUCCUGCGACCUUUUACUUGAGGAGACAUGGAGCAAGGAAGUUCAGUUCCAGAAGCAGUGGAACUUGCAAUAGAUAUUCCUCUACCGCAGAAAGAUAAGAGCCAAAGUACUGAAGCUGGCUUAUCAUCUGUGGAUGAAGAUACGAAACUUAUCGAGUGGUUACCUUCCCUUGUUUUGCUUAUCGAUCGGAACAGAGACAAGGAUAAAUUACGUUUGGAUCUUUUUAACGCUGCACUGGAUGGAAAUAUUGAUGCGGUUAAAAGUCAGUUCAAUAAUCCUAUGUUCAGUAGCUCUUCAUCAAGCCCAUUAAGUGCUGCUUCAUCACCAAGCCCAUUCAAUGUUGCAAUAACAGAGAAACAAGAAACUAUUUUCCAUGUAGCAGCAGGAGCAAAUCAAACUGACUUUGUAGAGACGAUGAUUGAAAAGGUAGCACCAGAUGACCUCAAGUUGCGAAACGUAAAAGGGAACACUGCCUUCUGUUUUGCUGUUAUGGCUGGGAAUAAAUCAAUUGCUGAGAAAAUGUUGGAAAAGAACCCAGACCUGUUGACAAUCCGAGGUUGCUGUAAUUUGACUCCACUAAAUCUAGCUGCUAUGUUUGGAAAAAGGGAAAUGGCGUUAUAUUUAUACCGGCAGUAUUAUAGAGGAACACUGAAAUUAGCCAACAAAAAACAAUUAUUUUUUGAUAGCAUCGAUACUACUUUGUAUGAUCUUGCAAGGGAAUUGCUAGAAGAUGAAAGUGAUGAUGAAAAUGAAUUGGCUAUUACUGACUACGAGUAUGGCAACGAUCUUUUGACACCCUUGCAUCGGUUGGCUUUAACGCCCUUUCAUCUAUUGGACCAAAAUAACAAAUGUAAAGAGUCUGUCAAAUGUCUUUGGGAGAAAAUAUUAGAGAUAACAGGCAAAAAGAGCGAAAGUGACAAAACAAGUUUAUUAAAUCAAGCUCUAGCGUUGGUCGAAUGCCUUUGGGAGAAAAUAUUUAAGGCAAAGCGUGACCAAGUUUGGGAUUACUUAAAUGAGCAUCGUGAUUUAUUGUUCAAAGCAGCUCAAUUGGGGAACUUCAAAUUCCUAGGUAAACUUAUCGAGCUUUAUCCUGAUUUGGUUCAUCUUAAAGAUGAUGACGAACGGACCAUAUUUCACAUUGCGAUUAUGUAUCGUCAUGAUGAUUUGUUUAAGUUGAUAAAUCAGAUAGGUUUCAACAAACAGUUGGUAGCAUCCUAUGCAGACAUUUAUGAAAAUAGUUUAUUGCAUCUAGCUGCAAAAUAUCCAGAUCCAAGGCCAUUGAGUACAGUGCCCGGUGCAGCUCUAGAAAUGCAGCGAGAGCUACGCAUUUAUAAGGAUGUUGAAAAGCUUGUAAUGCCUUCAUUUAAAGAAUCGAAGAAUACAGAAGGGAAAACUCCUCGUGAGUUGUUCACUAGUACACAUGCAGGCUUACUAAAAGACGGAGAAAAGUGGAUGAGGAGCAUAGCCAGUCAAUGCAUGCUUGUUGCAGCAAUCAUUGCUUUAAUGGUUUUUCAGGCUGCUUUUCCUGUACCAGGAGGUAACAGCGAUAACGAAGGAAGGAAUAUUGAGUUCCGUAUUUUUGCUAUGGCAGACGUGAUUGCGUUAUCUUCCUCUUCGAUUUCAAUUCUAAUGUUUUUAUCUAUUAUUACAUCCCGUUACGUAGAAAAUGAUUUUUUGUUAUCAUUACCGCUUAAGUUGGUGGUGGGAUUGUUAACGCUAUUCAUAUCUAUAGGAACCAUGAUGCUAGCUUUCAUAUCAAGCUUUUAUACAGCUUAUGACCACCCUAGAUCAAAUGCAAUCCUCAUUCUUGGUAUUAUAUUUGUAUCUCUACCCCUGUUUGCAUUUGAUUCGUCACAGUAUAGUCUUCUGAGAGAUAUAUUGUACUCAUUCUGUUUUAGGUUUUUCUCUUAAGUCUAUAUGAUGUUGUAUUAUGUAUUUACAAU
Messenger RNA from Pistacia vera, 1994 nucleotides. RefSeq lists its product as uncharacterized. The record is from RefSeq and is a predicted model, not a curated record. The transcript is spliced from 5 exons. Lineage: Eukaryota; Viridiplantae; Streptophyta; Magnoliopsida; Sapindales; Anacardiaceae. Gene Ontology annotation, molecular function: protein binding. Bases 79 to 1962 code for a protein of 627 amino acids.